GCCGGGGCCCAGCAGGUGUGGGGUUAAGGGAGCCCGUUUGGGGCCCCAGGAGCAGCAGCAACUGCAAGAGCGGCGGCUGUGGCGGGCCUGGCCCGGGGCCAGCUGGCGGGGAGCCCCAGGAGGGAGGAGGGGGGAGGAAGAGGGGAAGGAGGAGGAGGAGGAGGAGGAGAGGAGCAGUCAGCAGGCCCGAGGAGGCAGGACUUCCUGGUGUGGGGGUUGUCAACAGCCCCGAAAGAGAAAGACGGACGGAGACUGAGAGCAGCCGCGGAGCGGAGACAGGUCCAGCGGGACCACGCGGGAGGAGGUGUGCGAGACCCGCUCGCCGGGACCACCGAGGCCGGCUGCCGCCUGGAGCCGCGGGGGGCUGCGCCGCGCCCUCCCACAGCUAUCGGGAGACCUCUGGGGCUUCGGAGGCGGCUCCUGGGCUCCGCCGAGGGGGAGCAGACUCCUUUUCUGGAGCGAAAACUUUCCACGGAGAUGCCUCGCAGGGGGAGGUGCGGCCCCCGAACAGGACUGGGCAGCCCCUGACCGCCGCCUGCGUGCCCCGCGCCGCCCCGGGGCCAGGAGGCCCCCGGGAAAAGACAGCCCAACACCUUGGGCGCCGGGACCCCCACGGUCAGCUCGGUGGCCGAGACCGAGAGUUUGCAAACUCAGCUCUGGAGUUCGGCAGCGGCGACAGCAGCAGGAAAAACCUGCCCCUGCUCCCCACUCCCGCCACCUCCCCUACCCUGUUCUGUCAUCAGCCGGGCACCCCCAGUUCCCACAAGGCCCUUUGGCCAUGUCGGACCCAGAUGUUCCCAGGGGCCCUGAUGCCCCCGCAAUGUGGCCCCCCUGUUCUAGGGGUGCCUGAGCCCCUUCAAAGAGCCCCAGUCCCCCAACCUCAGCCCAGUCCUGAGUCCCGGGGACCAUGAGUGGAGGCAAGAAGAAGAGUAGUUUCCAGAUCACCAGCGUCACCACGGACUACGAGGGCCCAGGGAGCCCCGGCGGCUCCGAUCCCCCUGCCCCACCGGCCCCUGCCGGGCCCCCGCCCCGCCUCCCCAACGGGGAGCCCAACCCCGACCCAGGGGGCAAGGGCACCCCCCGGAAUGGCUCCCCACCGCCUGGGGCCCCUGCCUCCCGCUUCCGGGUGGUGAAGCUGCCCCACGGCUUGGGAGAGCCUUAUCGCCGAGGUCGUUGGACGUGUGUGGAUGUUUACGAGCGAGACCUGGAGCCCCCCAGCUUCGGCCGGCUCCUGGAGGGGAUCCGGGGAGCCUCGGGGGGCACCGGGGGUCGAUCUCUGGAUUCCAGGUUGGAGCUGGCCAGCUUGGGCCUGGGCGCCCCUAUCCCACAGCCAGGCCUGUCUCAGGGCCCCACCUCCUGGCUGCGUCCGCCCCCCAGCUCCCCUGGACCUCAGGCCCGCUCCCUCACCGGCGGGCUGGGCCAGCUGUCGGUGCCCGGCAAGGCCAAGGUGGAGACGCCCCUCCUGUCGGCCUCCCCACCCCAGCAGCGCCUCCCAGAGCCUGGGACUGGGGAUAGCGCCAGCACAUCCCUGGCUCCCGUGCCCCUGCCCCCCCUAAGGGUGGAAGUGGAGGCUGGGGGCCCGGCGGCAGGGACCCCUCCAGCGUCCCGAAGGAAAGAUGGAGCCGUGCGACUGAGGAUGGAGUUGGUUGCUCCAGAGGAGACUGGACAGGUGCCCCCACUCGACUCUCGCCCCAGCUCCCCGGCCCUCUACUUCUUCCCCGAUGCCAGUCUGGUUCACAAGUCUCCAGACCCCUUCGGAGCCGCAGCAGCCCAGAGCCUCAGCCUGGCCCGCUCCAUGUUGGCCAUCAGUGGGCACCUGGACAGCGAUGACGAUAGUGGCUCCGGCAGCCUGGUUGGCAUUGACAACAAGAUCGAACAAGCCAUGAUUCUCUUCUGGAGACAAAAAAACAAGCCAACUAUCCAGGAACCCUCUGCCCCCAAGAAACAUGCACUGAAGGAUGUGGAGAAAACCCCCAAGGCAUUUGAGUCAUUCAAGUUGGUCGAGUCCCCCCGAGAGGCUCAGAUACCCAAGAUGGACGAGUGCCCCACGGUGGCUGAAUCCCUCGUGCUGGCCCGUGUACCAGACCGGUCCCAGGAGGAGCUGGGCCGCAAGAGCCGGUCCCUGCUGCGGCUGCCCCGGACGGCCAUGCGGUCCAUGUCCACGCUCAUGUUCUCCGCCCUGCAGACUGGCUGGCAGAUGUGCAGCUGGAAGUCGUCUGUGAGUUCCACCUCCGUCGUCUCCCAGAUGAAGAAGCCGUCCCCCUUGGAGUCGCCGGAGGCGGAGAUGCUACGGGAAGUGUACCUGGUGCUGUGGGUCAUCCGCAAACAGCUGCGGCAGCUGGCCCACAGGCAGGAGAGGCGGCGCCGGCGCCACGCCCGGCCUCACUCUACUCCCCAGCCUGACGAAGUGCAGGGCCUGAAGCAGGACGCCCGAAGUCCCCUCUAGGGGGCAACCCCAAAGCCUCAGAACGCCCCCACCUCACUCUUAGGUAAGGUGGACAGCAGGGGUCAGGGCAGCAGGCCAGAAGUUGUGGGUGAGGGGACGUUGGCAUCCUGUCC
Molecule: messenger RNA, 2559 nt
Organism: Lepus europaeus (European hare)
Lineage: Eukaryota; Metazoa; Chordata; Mammalia; Lagomorpha; Leporidae
Gene: SPACDR
Product: sperm acrosome developmental regulator
Exons: 6
Coding region: 908-2446 (512 amino acids)
Biological process (GO): regulation of transcription by RNA polymerase II; response to osmotic stress
Source: RefSeq, a predicted model, not a curated record